Molecule: messenger RNA, 1650 nt
Organism: Recurvomyces mirabilis
Lineage: Eukaryota; Fungi; Ascomycota; Dothideomycetes; Mycosphaerellales; Teratosphaeriaceae
Exons: 5
Coding region: 1-1650 (549 amino acids)
Biological process (GO): transmembrane transport
Cellular component (GO): membrane
Molecular function (GO): transmembrane transporter activity
Source: RefSeq, a predicted model, not a curated record
AUGGGCAAAGAAAAACUUAGCAACGACUCGCCCGUGAAUGAGGCCAUUGGAUCGGGGUCCCCGAAUGGCCAUGAUCCUCUGGAAAUGGAUGGCUUGACACUGUAUGAGAAGAAAUGUGUUUUGAUUAACCACGAGAUUGACAACAAUGGCAUGGGACGUUAUCAGUGGUACAUCUGGGGAUUGUGUGGUUUCGGUUACAUGCUCGAUCUGCUCUGGGCUCAAGCAUUCGGCCUGGUACUGAGUCCGCUUGAGCAAGAGCUUGGCUUCUCACUGAGCAACUCGGGAAACAUCUCGGUAGCGUUCAGCGCUGGUCUCACCGCAGGCGCGUUCUUCUGGGGUGUACUCGUUGAUAUCAUAGGCAGGCAGUGGGCGUUCAAUCUGACCUGUCUCAUCUCUGCGGUGUUCGGACUGGGACUUGGUGGCUGUAACUCUUAUACGGCCUUCUUGGUCGUCACGGCUUUCGUUGGCUUCGGAAUUGGUGGCAACAUCCCGAUUGAUACCACCAUUUGUCUGGAAUUCAUCCCGCAGAACCGACGCUUUUUGCUGGCUCUGUUGUCGAUCUUCCAGCCCAUCGGCGUGGUCGUCUGCAGCGCGAUCGCGUACGGGUUCAUACCGAAGUUCUCCUGCAGCCCGAACUUUAGUGAGGCGAACCCACUGCUAUCGUGCAAUGUUCCGCACGAUGGCCAAGCAUGCUGUACCCGCCAGAGCAACAUGGGAUGGCGAUACCUGAUGUUCACGCUGGGUGCGAUCACACUUGGAGUCUUCAUCUUGCGGUUCGUCGUCUUUCGCUUCAAGGAAUCCCCAAAAUUCCUCGUAUAUCGUGGGCAUGACGAGAAGGCAAUUGCUACUCUGGAGCACAUUGCAAAGUUUAACAAGCGAGCUUGCGGCAUAUCUCUGGCCGACUUCGAGGCCUUGACUGGCGAGCACAAUUCUACGACCAGCGCGACCGAGCUCAUCGGAACUGGAAGUAAGCAGUUGCAGAGGUCGACCAAGGAAAAGAUCAUGAUCGAGCUGGCACGCUACAAGAUGUUGUUCAAUGGCUGGCAGAUGACUCGGCUAACCAUCUUGGUCUGGCUAACUUAUAUUUGCGACUUCUGGGGUUUCACGCUGGCUGGAACCUAUCUGCCCACGAUUCUUGCGAAGAAGAACGGUAGCAUCAAUCUCUCGCUGGAGUUCACCUACCGCACCUAUCUCGCCAUCUAUGCACCAGGUAUCGUUGGUGUUGUCCUCGGUACCAUGAUGUACAGCGUACCAUCGGUAGGCCGCAAGUGGACCAUGGUCAUCUCAUCGGGCUUGAUGGGUAUAUCCAUGUUCGUUUUCAGUGCCGUCAAUACAGAGGCCUCGAACAUCGGACUCAAUGUGAUGGAGUACUUUUUCCAGAGCAUGUUCAACGCCGUACUCUACGGUUGGACACCAGAAGUCUUCCCAGCACCCAUUCGAGGUACCGCCUGUGGUGUAGCCUCUUUCUGGGGUCGCCUUUUCGGCAUUAUCGCACCUCUGACCGCGCAGUCAUUGUUGCCGUCAGGCAGCACCGCGAACGAUGGUCCCGCUCUCAACAGAGUGCUGUACUUGGCUGGUGGCAUUACCUUGGGUUGUGUCUUGACAGUAUCACUGCUUCCUAAUAAGGUGUUGGGACGACAGAGCAUGUAG